ACCUGAGAACGCAGAAGAAGGCCAUGUCUCCUCAAGUCUAAACCAAACCCCCGAAAAAUUCCACCACGCCUUUCGCUCCCUAUAUACUUUCAGAUUCUCUCUUUUUCUCAAUCUCAUUCUCUCUCCUCUUCCCCAUUUUCCAUCUCUGCCAAUGAAGCAGAAACGACCGCUACCUAACGUCAAAAUCCAUCCUUUUACAUGACGAAUUCCCUCUUCCCCCUCACCGUCUUCUCCGUCAACGUUUGCCUCCUCGCCGCCGUCACCCUCUUCUCUGCAAUCCCCUUAAUCUAUGCUCUGGGUUCCGGCGCCACUCUCGCCGUAGUCGAUGACUCCGGCACCGUCUGUGGCAUCGUGUCAGGGGAACCGGCGCAGCGCAUUGAAUGCUAUCGUCGCGGGCAGAUCCUGCCAGUUGCUCCUAACAUUUCGUUUUCGUCGAUUUGCGGCGGGAGGAGCUACUUCUGUGGCCUUAGGUCCGGUAACUACAGUUUGCUCUGCUGGGACGCUGUAUCUUCCAAUUCCAGCGGUUCCUUCCAACCGAAGAGGCUUUACUUUAAUUAUACUGCUCCGUUGGAGAAUCUGGCGGUUGGGGAUACCCAAGUGUGCGCGACCGUCGUGGGUUCAGGCAACGUUCUGUGCUGGAGACCCAAUGACGUACGUGUGCCGGGUCACUUUGCGACGAUAACAUCUGGGUCUGGCUUUUCUUGCGGGAUCUUGAAGAACACUUCCCGGGUUAGUUGUUGGGGAAUGCAGCCCCUUUCGCGUCAAAUAGUGAACGGAUUCGGAGUCAUGCCCAUGUUGAGUCUUGUCGCCGGCGAUUCACAUGUUUGUGGAUUGAAUUCAACAGGAUUUGUGGUAUGCAGAGGAAAUAACAGUUCUGGGCAACUUAGUGUUCCCCAAGGACGACCUCUGGAAUAUUCUGGGUUGGCUCUCGGAGCUGAACAUAGCUGCGCGAUCAAACAAUUGAAUCGUUCGGUUGUUUGCUGGGGAGGCGGAGGGCAGUUCUCGGCGAAUGUUACAGAAGGAACAUCUUUCGAGUUAAUUGUUUCUGGGUCAAAUUUUACUUGCGGAUUAGUCUCCGGCAACUUUUCUGUAAUGUGCUGGGGACCUGGUUGGGCUAAUAGUUCUGGCUCCAAUCCGCUAGAGCUUCCUUUACCACCUAUUCUCCCAGGACCUUGUGUUCAAUCUUCUUGUGAGUGUGGUCAAUAUCCUCAAUAUCAAAAUCUGUGCUCUGGUUCUGGUGUUAUAUGCAGGCCUUGUUCUCCAAACAUUUCAGCCCCAACGCUGCCGCCAUUCCCUUCUCCGCCACCCUUGGUUUCUUCUCCGCCGUCGCGAUCAAAGGCACUGACCAGGGGUUUAUUGGCAUUCGCCAUUGUUGGAUCUAUCGGAGCUUUUGUCGGUAUAUGCACCGUAAUUUAUUGCCUGUGGACUGGAGUUUGUUUUGGUAAGAAGAAAGUUCACAAUUCUGUCCAACCCAGAAUCACCAGAGAAGGUAGUUCCAAUAAUGGAGGUGCAGUGAAUUCUAGCAAUAGCCCGCCUUCGAGGUCAUCCACCAUUAGACGUCAGGGGUCAAGGAUAAUGAGACGGCAAAGGAGCGGAACAUCAUCCACAAAACAUCCGGAUAGGGCAGAGGAAUUCACUCUAGCUGAGCUUGUGGCAGCCACGAAUAAUUUUUCCCUUGAAAACAAGAUUGGUGCUGGUAGCUUUGGUGUUGUGUAUCGAGGGAAACUCGCAGAUGGUCGCGAGGUGGCGAUCAAGAGGGGUGAGAUUGGUUCAAAGAUGAAGAAGUUUCAAGAGAAAGAGAGUGCAUUUGAGUCAGAACUCGCAUUCUUGUCCCGUUUACACCACAAACACUUGGUCAGGCUAGUUGGAUUUUGUGAGGAAAAAGAUGAGAGGCUCUUGGUGUAUGAAUACAUGAAGAACGGAGCAUUGCACGAUCAUUUGCAUGACAAGAACAACGUGGAAAAGAUUAGUAGUUUCUUGAAUUCGUGGAAAAUGAGGAUCAAAAUCGCUCUAGAUGCUUCUCGAGGGAUUGAAUAUCUCCACAACUAUGCAGUCCCACCCAUCAUUCACAGAGACAUAAAGUCUUCCAACAUUCUUCUCGACGCGAAUUGGACAGCGAGAGUGUCUGAUUUUGGAUUGUCAUUGAUGGGUCCAGACUCUGAUCAUGAUUACCGGCCAACAAAGGCCGCAGGUACCGUAGGAUACAUUGAUCCUGAGUACUAUGGUCUGAAUGUCUUGACAGCCAAGAGUGAUGUCUAUGGAUUUGGAAUAGUACUGCUAGAACUCUUAACUGGAAAGAGGGCUAUAUUCAAGCAUGGUGAAAAUGGCGGCACCCCAGUGAGUUUGGUGGACUUUGCAGUGCCUGCAAUAAUAGCUGACGAGUUGCCCAAGAUUCUGGACCCGAGGGUUGGGCCGCCGGAGAUGAACGUGGCAGAGGCGGUGGAGCUGGUGGCGUAUACUGCAAUGCACUGCGUGAAUUUGGAAGGGAAGGACAGGCCAACAAUGACUGACAUUGUGGCCAAUCUGGAGAGGGCUUUGUCUCUUUGUGAUAGUAGUCAUGGCAGCAUCUCCAGUGGCACAAUCUCUAUUGUUUCAGAAUGAUAAUCCAAAUUAUUAUUUCCCCCCCGGAAUUAUUAGAACAGGCAUUGAAAAAUUU
Molecule: messenger RNA, 2656 nt
Organism: Neltuma alba
Lineage: Eukaryota; Viridiplantae; Streptophyta; Magnoliopsida; Fabales; Fabaceae
Product: putative serine/threonine-protein kinase-like protein CCR3
Exons: 1
Coding region: 199-2601 (800 amino acids)
Biological process (GO): protein phosphorylation
Molecular function (GO): ATP binding; protein kinase activity
Source: RefSeq, a predicted model, not a curated record